Apis laboriosa (Himalayan honeybee) is the source of this 7709-nucleotide messenger RNA. It is a transcript of the gene Rme-8, whose product is annotated as dnaJ homolog subfamily C member 13. Gene Ontology annotation, cellular component: endosome membrane. Gene Ontology annotation, biological process: endosome organization; receptor-mediated endocytosis; regulation of early endosome to late endosome transport. The coding region runs from base 310 to 7005 and encodes 2231 amino acids. The transcript has 18 exons. The record is from RefSeq and is a predicted model, not a curated record. Lineage: Eukaryota; Metazoa; Arthropoda; Insecta; Hymenoptera; Apidae.
CACCCCUAAGCAUCAUGGCCGCUCCCAGUCCAAUGGAGCCGUCGAAAAUGUCAUUAGUCGGUUAAAACACGAUCAAAUAGUGCCUAAAUAUUAUCCAUUUUCGCGUAACACAUAAAUAUUGUAUACGCGAUUCAAAUCUAUUUUGUGUUUUUUGUGUUUGUCAUUUUGAAAAUGAUUUUCGUGUGAUUUCUUCUUAAUUCGUAUGCGAAUGUCCCUCCUACGCUAUAUAUCUUUUAUAAACAAUAACCAGUGUUUUGUUAAAACAUUAUUUAAAAUAAUACUCACAUUGCAUUAUCAGGACAUGUUACAAUGAUGCCGAUAAAGGAUAAUCAGGAUGUGGCAUGUUUUCUGGUCACCAAACACUCAUGGAAAGGAAAGUAUAAGCGUAUCUUCUCAAUUGGAUCUAUGGGUAUAACAACAUAUAAUCCAACUACAUUAGAAGUCACAAACAAAUGGGAAUAUUCAGAUUUUAUAAGUGUACAACCAACUAACAGAAAUCAAUUAGGUUUGCAUGAAUUUAGUAUAACAAUGCGCAAAGAACGUAAAGUUGACAAUAUGAAAUUUAGUUCAGAAUAUAGAGCACAUUUAUUAACUGAAGCUCUCAAAUAUAGAAAUCAAUUUGCUGAAAAACCUAAAGAAAUUUUGAGAUAUCAAGCUUAUAAACAUCAUUGGUCUGACACAAGAUUGCCUGUCGUAUUAGAAGUGACACCAUAUAGUCUUGAUCAAUUAGAUCCAGCAACCAAUAUGGUAUUAGCCAGUUAUUGUUAUAAAGAUUUUGAAGGAAUUCUUACAAUAAAAGAUUAUCCUAAUGGCUUUGUAAUUGUUUGUGGUGGAUUUGGACGUUUACAUCUUUUUGCUUCUCAACAUAUGGAAGAAAUUAAAAAAAAGCUGCUGGAAUCAGCUAUGAACAAUUUAGGUAUCAACAUAAAAGUCUUGAAAGAACCAAUCAAAUUAGAUGAUUUUAUUGCUCAGAGAUUGGGUAAAUUUAGUGGUGAUGAACAUAUAACAAGUGUAUCAGAAUUUACUGUUCACAAAUAUUCACCUAGACAUAUAGAUCCUCAAAGAAGAACUCUUUGUCUCUCUGAUACUUGUUUAUUAGAAAGAGAUCCUCAGACAUAUAAUAUUUGUACUCUUAGACCUUUAUCAGAUAUUUUCACAUUGAUUCGUGAUAAUGAAAAUCCACAAUUAUUUACUAUUCAAUAUCUUAAUGGUCAAGUGCGCAGUUAUACUGCAACAGAUAGAGAUUCUUUAUUAGCUUCUUUAUUAGAUGGAGUUAGAGCAUCUGGUAAUAGAGAUGUUCAUGUCAGAAUGUAUGCAAUACCUAGAGGGAAAAGACUUGGACCUCUUAAUUUACCUGUUGAUGAAGAAGUUGAAACAACUCAUGUUAAGUUUCUUCAGCAACCACCAAAUGGGCGUAGUUUUGCUGAAAUUUUGGAAAGAUUUAAUGCCAACAUUCCUUAUAGUGGUCUUAAUUACUCUGUUACACAAGAUGGUCUUUUUACUGAAAAUAAAGAUAAAAUUAUUCUUGGUGCUCUAAAUGCAUUGGUUAAUAAAGAUUUAGAAACGAAUAGUGAAAUAGAAGCACAAUUUCAUGCUUUAAGAAGAUUGGUAGCUAGUAAAAUUGGUUUUACUGCAUUUACAACUCUUCUUGGAUUUAGAGAAGCUAUUGGACAUAAGGUUGUAAAAGCUUUGAAAAGGCAAGAUUAUGGUGUAACACAAGCUGCUAUAGAUUGCAUUUGUGCUCUGAUGCAACCAAUGCAUGAUGAUUGUGAUUUAAGACAAGAGCAAUUAAAUAAAAGUAGUCUCCUUAGUAGUAAUAAAUUUUUGGAAAAUUUACUUGAUAUGUGGGUUAAUCAUAUAAAUCAUGGUACAGGUGCUUUGGUAGUUUCUGCCAUGCUUGAUCUUUUAACUUUUGCUUUAUGUGUGCCGUAUAGUGAAACGACCGAUGGCAAACAUUUCGAUAAUCUUCUAGAAAUGGUUGCUGCAAGAGGAAGAUCUCUUUUUAAAUUAUUCCAACAUCCAUCAUUAGCUAUCGUUAAAGGCGCUGGAUUAAUAAUGAGAGCGAUUAUCGAAGAAGGUGCACCGGAAGUUGCUGCAAAAAUGCAAGAACUUGCUCUUGCUGAAGGAGCAUUACCAAGACAUCUAUUAAAUAGUCUUUUUACUAUUGGUACUGAUGGCAGAUUAUUAACACAUAGACAAUUGUGUAGACAUCUUGUAGGACUUUGGGUUACAGGACAUCCUACAGCUAUGGGAUUAUUAAAAAGAAUUAUGCCUGUUGGUUUAUUAAAUUACUUAGACUCCGAUGAAAAAGUACCAGAUUCAUUUCUUGAGAAAGAACGAUUAAACAAUCGCGACAAUUUAAAGAUAGCUAUAGAUCAUGCAUCGAAAAAUAAAAAAAGUCCGCAAUGGAUUGCGAUCGAACGGCAAAUGCGUGUAGUUGAAAAACACGUAGAACAUGCUCUUCAACAUUGGGGUGCUAGGAUUGGAAUCGAGCGCAAAGAGAAAAUCAAAGAACGUCCGAUAGUAUUAAGAAAACGUAGAGAAAGAAUUAAAUCGGAAGCAAAUUGGAAUUUGUUUUAUUAUAAAUUCAAUCAAGAUCAUUCACUGCCAAACUUAAUUUGGAAUCAUAAAACACGCGAAGAAUUAAGAACUGCACUCGAGAAUGAAAUACGCGCAUUCAGUUCUGAUAAAGAUUUGGCAGGAGGAACUCUAAUUGCUUGGAAUCAUAGAGAAUUUGAAGUACAGUAUCAGUGCCUGUCAGAUGAAGUGAAAAUCGGUGAUUAUUACUUGAGACUUUUGUUGGAAAAAGACAGCCCCGACAGUCCAAUAAGAAAAUCGUAUGAAUUUUUUAACGAUUUAUAUCAUAGAUUCAUACUAACAACAAAAGUUGAAAUGAAGUGCCUUUGCUUGCAAGCAAUGACUAUAGUAUAUGAGCGAUACUACGAAGAUAUUGGUCCAUUUUCAGAUACAAAAUAUAUAGUAGGAAUGCUGGAACGUUGUACAGAUAGAAUGGAACGUGAUAGAUUAGUCAUGUUCAUAAAUAAACUUAUAUUACAUAGAAGAAAUGUAAAAGAUAUAAUGGAUCAAAAUGGAGUACGCACAUUAGUUGAUCUUUUGACUUUGGCUCAUUUACAUACAUCUAGAGCGGUUGUACCUACACAAACUAAUGUAAUAGAAGCAGGACCACAACAACAACAAGUUAUGGAAAAAGAAUGGUAUUAUAAUGAUGGAGAUCAACGUAAAGGUCCUAUAAGUUUAAAAGAAUUAAAGGAAUUAUAUUUAACAAAUCAGAUUAUAUAUAAAACAAAAGUUUGGGCACAAGGAUUAGAUGGAUGGCGUAUGAUUUCGCAAGUACCACAAUUAAAAUGGACAUUAGUUGCAAAAGGAACACCAGUAAUAAAUGAAAGUGAACUAGCAACAUUGAUUUUAAAUAUUUUAAUCAAAAUGUGCGAAUAUUUUCCAAGUAGAGAUGUCGAUGACGCGGUAAUUAGGCCUCUACCGCGUAUGAAACGGUUAUUAUCUGAUCUUCAGUGCCUACCUCAUAUUGUUCAACUUUUAUUAACGUUUGACCCGGUUUUAGUUGAAAAAGUAGCUACUUUAUUAUGUGAAAUAAUGCGAGAUAAUGCAGAUGUCUCAAAAAUUUAUCUUACUGGAGUCUUCUACUUCAUAUUAAUGUAUACUGGUUCAAACGUUUUACCAAUAGCGAGAUUUUUGCAAUUGACUCACACAAAACAAGCUUUUAGAAGUGAUGAUAAUGCAUCAUCAGACAUCAUGCAACGAAGCAUUCUUGGACAACUUUUACCCGAUGCAAUGGUUAGCUAUUUAGAAAAUCAUGGUGCGGAAAAAUUUGCGCAAAUAUUUCUUGGUGAUUAUGAUACACCAGAAGCAAUAUGGAAUGCUGAAAUGAGAAGAAUGCUUAUAGAAAAAAUAGCGACUCAUAUUGCAGAUUUUUCACCGAAAUUAAGAAGUCAUACUAUGGCUAGAUAUCAAUACAUUGCUAUACCUGCUAUAAGAUAUCCACAAUUAGAGAAGGAAUUAUUCUGUCAAAUAUUCUAUCUGAGACAUCUUUGUGAUACUAUAAAAUUUCCACAGUGGCCUAUUCCUGAACCUGUACGUUUAUUGAAAGAUGUAUUAGAUGCAUGGAAAAAAGAAGUAGAAAAAAAACCACCAUUGAUGACAGUAGAUGAAGCUUAUAAAGUUCUUCAAUUAAAUAGUGGAAAACAACAUAAUGAAGCUGAAGUGAGAAAGUCAUACUAUAAACUUGCACAAAUGUAUCAUCCUGAUAAAAAUCCACAAGGCAGAGAUAAAUUCGAGGCAGUUAAUCAGGCAUAUGAAUUUUUAUGUAGUCGAAGUUGUUGGUCAACUGAUGGUCCAAAUCCUGAUAACAUAGUGCUUAUUUUAAGAACACAGAGCAUUCUUUUUCAUAGAUAUUCCGAUGAACUUAGACCAUAUAAGUAUGCUGGUUAUCCGCAAUUAAUCAAAACAAUCAAAUUAGAAACAGACGAUGAACAAUUAUUUUCGAAGUCUGCACCAUUACUGGCUGCUGCUAGCGAACUUGCAUAUCAUACAGUACAUUGUUCUGCAUUGAAUGCGGAAGAACUUCGUAGAGAAGGAGGAUUAGAUGUUUUAUUAGAAGCUUAUACACGAUGCGUUUCUGUUUUAAAUAAAUCGAGUAAGUCUAAUGAUAUAGCAGUGCAAGUGUGCAUGCAUAUCACUAGAUGUUUCUCGGUUGCUGGAUCAUUUAGAGGUUGCAAAGACAGAAUUAUUGAAUUACCACAACUAGUUAAAGAUCUCUGUAGAAUAUUACAUUUUAAGCAUUUAACAAAAUUAUGUUCAGUGGCCACAGAAUGUGUUUCUUCUCUUGCCUCGGACAGUGUGUUACAAAUGCAAUUACUACAAUCUGGUGCACUAUGGCAUUUAUUAUUAUUUAUGUUUAAUUACGAUUACACAUUGGAAGAAGGUGGUGUUGAACGAAAUCAAGACGAAAAUCGUCAGGAAGUAGCAAAUAAUUUAGCAAAAUUAGCAGUUCGAGCGUGUGCCAGAUUAGGUGGUUACAUGAUAGGAGAAAAUGAAACACCUGUUAAUCCUGUCACUGUUGCUGCACUAGAAAUUUUAUUAACUCCUUAUUUAGCUCGUCAACUCGCAAAUGAUAAACCAGAAGAAAUAUUAAAAAUCCUGAAUUCAAAUUGUUUAAAUCCAUAUUUAAUUUGGGAUAAUGGAACAAGAGCAGAAUUGAAUGAAUACUUGGAAAAUAAACGACAAGAAAGAUUAAACGGCAAUGAUAAUUUUGAACACGAUUUUAGUGAUUUUAAAUAUAGUGUUCAUGCUGAUGAACUUAUUAUUGGAGAGAUAUUUGUAAAAGUAUAUAACGAACAACCUAACUUUCCUAUAGAGAAUCCCAAGAGUUUUACAAUUAAUUUACUUGAUUUUUUAUCUGAUUCAUCAAAUUAUUUAGCAUCAAUGAACAACAUAACAUUAGUUAAGAAAGAUCAAGAGAAAUUGGAACAUAUUGUUAUGUCUUUAGAAGCAUUAAGAAAUGUGAUUAAAAAUAAUCCAGGAAUUGAAUUACAAUGUAUAGGACAUUUCAAAUUAUUAUUUGAACUUUUAAGUUGUAAUAAUUUCAAGUUGAUUCAAAAAAGUGCACUCGAAGUUAUUAGUAAUGUUACAAAGAAUCAAGAAUGUGUAGAUGAUAUUGCGGCAAAUGAAGUUAUAGUACAUUUAUUAUUAGCUUUAAAUACUCUAAAGGAAUAUCAAUUACUUAUAUUAGAAACUUUAUAUGCCCUAAUGAGUUCUACAAAAAUUGUAAAAGAUGCAUUAUCUAAAGGAGCUGUAGUAUAUGUUCUUGACCUAUUUUGUAAUUCAAGUAAUACUCAAAUACGUGAAGCAGCUGCAGAACUACUUGGCAAAAUGUCAUCUGAUAAAUUAGCUGGACCAAAAGUAAAAUUGGAUUUGUCUAAAUUUUUGCCUAGAUUAUUUAGUGAAGCUAUUAGAGAUGCUCCAAAACAGUGUGUACAUAUGUUCGAAACAAAACAUGAAAAUCCUGAAUUAAUUUGGGAUGAUAAUGCUAAAGCUAGAGUAUCAAGGAUAGUUGGAGAAUUAAAAGACGAAUAUUACAUAUUACAAAGACGAAAUCCGAAUGCAAUAUUAAAGUUACCUGAUACUCAAAGUAAUAUUGAUAUCGCAACAAACGAACCUGCAGUCGGAGGUGUAUAUCUUAGAUUAUUUAUAUCCAGUCCUGCCUGGGCUCUUAGAAAACCUAAAGAAUUUUUAAGUGAACUUAUGGAUACUACAUUAACACUUAUGUCGAAAGAAAAAACUGAUUCAGAUAUGUUGGAAUUAACAACACAAGCAGUAGUAUGUUUACUUCAAGCACAACCAAGUUUAGCAGAUCAAGUUCCAUCAUUAGGACAUAUACCAAGACUUUGUCGACAAAUGGCAAUGCAAAAUAAUCAACCAUCCGUAUAUAAAACCGCAAUAUUAAUACUUCAUCAAUUAGCAGCAAGUGAAAUUUGUAUAUCGUCUAUUUGUCAAACAGAAUGUAUAAGUCCAUUGAAACAUGCUAUGCAAUCUAGACGAGAUAUGAUAGCGAUUGCAUGUGAAACAUUAAAUAGACUGUUUUCAACUAAUGAAGAUAGACUUAUAAAACAGGCAUUAGAUGCUGAAAUGGUACCUUAUUUGUUAAAUAUAUUAGAAGGACGAUUGGAUAUAAUUGAAAAUCCUGCAACUGCUAAAGCUCAAAUAGUCAAAGCUUUAAAAGCAAUGACUAGAAGCUUGUUGUUAGGUGAAAAAGUAAAUGCAAUACUGGAAAAAUCAAGUGUUUGGGCAGAAUACAAAGAUCAACGGCAUGAUUUAUUCAUUUCUAAUGCAACUAAUUCUGGUUAUCUUACUGCUGGAACACCUGUAUCUGCUGGCUACUUAACAGCUGGUCCCAGUACCACUUUAAGUACUGGCCCACCUCCAGUUGACAAAGAAGAUAGUUUAAUUAAUAGAAAUGAUAGUAUCUGAUAUAGGUAGCAUCUUAAUUAAAAAUAAUAAUAAUAAUAAUAGGCAAUAAGAAUGCCAUUUCUAGAAAUUCCUAUCGGUAAAAUGAUACCGAUGUAAAGACUACAUUGCCUGUGAUUUUUGGCUCCUUAAAAUAAGGAAUUUAUCAAUGGAAUAAUGUUUUUGUUGAAUUUACAUUUAUAUUAAGAUUAUCACAAUACAAUGAUACUUUUUAUUAUGCUACAUAGGCAGAUUAUAUAAUUAUGUAAGAUAUCAUUUACAGAGAUGUCAAUGUGUGGCAAAAGAUAGUAUUUAAUGAAAGUCUAUUACGAAACAAAUUUUUCUAGGAAAUGUCCCUCAAACAAAAAUCCCUGUCGAUUAUAAAGAUUUUUUUAGACAACGUUUCAUUUUGUACUUAGCAAAUCUUCCAACAUAACUUUUCUAUGUUAUUAUAAUAAAUGGACUUACAUUCCUGACAAAUGAAGGAAUAGUAUGUUCAAUGUUUAGCGUUAUUGCUAUAUCUAAGUGUGAUUAGUAUUCCUUGAAAAGAUUUUUAAUAUUUAAUAAAUAAAUACAAUAUUUAGUCUAACUUGAAAUGUUCAGUGUCUCAUGCAUCAACUAAAUUUUAUUGUUUCAGUUAUCACCAUCAUUGCAUAAAAAUGUAUAAUCUAUAUUUAUUAAUAUAUCUAAUCUAAUCGCAUUUUUCGAUAUAGCAAAAUGUUUUAAUU